This is a messenger RNA of Ambispora leptoticha, 891 nucleotides long. NCBI's taxonomy places the organism in Eukaryota, Fungi, Glomeromycota, Glomeromycetes, Archaeosporales, Ambisporaceae. The record is from the annotation of a GenBank genome assembly.
AUGUCAGAGUAUAAGACACGAACUGUCGGAGCACCCAACACGUUAGAUCAUCGUGUUUUCAUUGAGAAAAAUGGGCAAGUAAUUUCUCCUUUUCAUGAUAUUCCUCUUUUCGCAAAUGAAUCAAAGACGGUUUUGAACUUCGUGGUGGAAAUUCCUCGAUGGACGAAUGCGAAAAUGGAGAUUUCCAAAGAGGAAGCAUUUAAUCCCAUCAAACAAGAUGUCAAAAAAGGUAAACUUCGCUAUGUUCGUAACUGCUUCCCACAUCAUGGAUACAUUUGGAAUUAUGGUGCUUUCCCUCAGACUUGGGAGGAUCCUACGGUAAUUCAUCCAGAAACAAAAGCCAAAGGUGAUAAUGAUCCAAUAGAUGUUUGUGAAAUUGGUGAACAAGUUGGUUAUUCUGGCCAAAUUAAACAGGUUAAAGUAUUGGGAAUUAUGGCUCUCUUGGAUGAAGGUGAAACUGAUUGGAAGGUUAUCGUCAUUGAUGUAAAUGAUCCCUUGGCAAAUAAACUGAAUGACAUCGAGGAUGUUGAAAGACAUUUACCUGGACUUAUUCGUGCGACAAAUGAAUGGUUCCGUAUUUAUAAAAUUCCUGACGGUAAACCUGAAAAUCAAUUUGCUUUCAGCGGUGAAGCAAAAAAUAAAAAAUACGCUACUGAAAUAAUUCAUGAAACUCACGAGGCAUGGCGACGUCUUAUCAUGGGAAGUACUGCGGCGAAAACAGAUAAAUACGAUCUUAGCAUUGCAAAUCUCACGGUUGAAAAUAGUCCUGGUAAGAUUACUGUUGAUGAUCCUUUGUAUCAAUCUAUUCCUGCAGAUUCAAGACAACCAUCAGCACCUAUUGAUCCAUCAGUUGACAAGUGGUUUUUCAUCUCCGGAACAUCUAAUUUGUAA